AAUCGUGAUCACAGUUUAUCCGCAAUGGUCGCGUAAACUUUCCGGCCAUCUUGUUAUUAUUUUCGAAAAUCUCGAGGUUGGAUUUUCGGGAAGACGUAGUAGGUGCGAACGCCUUUCGCGCUUGUUUCCGAUCGGUCUUCGACGUUGAGAGAAAGACAGCGGCUCUCGUAUGAGGUUAAGAGCACGAGGUUACGACGAAGAACGGCCUCGGUGGGUAUCUCGCGCGACUUCGCGGAGUCAGUCUCCUCUCCUCGCUGGUGACCGUCGCAAAAGUAGCGAAGACAGAAAAGGGAGAGACGAGGGAGUACGUGCAGAAGAUAAAAGGAUAAGACGUACGGAAGGACAUAGUUACUAUACAUAAUGGCAACUUUGGCUGAGCAAGCCUCUAAAUUAUUGGACUUUAAUCAGAAAUUGGAUAUAACAUUACUCGACAAUAUAGUAGGAUGUAUGUAUACUGGGAUAGGUGAGCAACAGAGAGUCGCUCAGGAAGUGUUAACGACGCUUAAAGAACAUCCAAAUGCUUGGACACGCGUAGAUACUAUUCUAGAAUUUUCACAGAAUCAACAAACGAAAUAUUAUGGCUUGCAAAUAUUGGAGCAAGUUAUAAAAACACGAUGGAAAGUAUUACCAAGAAAUCAAUGCGAGGGUAUAAAAAAGUACAUCGUAGGCCUUAUCAUAAAAACAAGCAGCGAUCCGGAAACAAUGGAAGCUUCCAAAGUUUACUUAAACAAACUCAACAUGAUUCUUGUGCAGGUGCUUAAGCGUGAGUGGCCAAAAAAUUGGGAAUCUUUUAUCGGUGACAUUGUCGGAGCGAGUAAAACUAACGAGAGUCUCUGUCAAAAUAACAUGGCCAUCCUGAAACUUUUGUCAGAGGAAGUAUUUGACUUUUCUAGCGGCCAAAUGACCCAGACAAAGGCAAAGCACUUAAAGGAUACGAUGUGCAGCGAAUUUUCACAGAUAUUCCAGCUUUGCCAAUUUGUGAUGGACAAUUCACAAAAUGUUCCGUUAGUGGCGGUCACAUUAGAGACACUGCUAAGGUUUUUAAACUGGAUACCUUUGGGAUAUAUUUUUGAAACGAAAUUAAUAACUACUUUAAUAUUCAAGUUUUUGAACGUACCAAUAUUUCGGAAUGUUACUCUAAAGUGUCUCACUGAAAUUGCGGCCGUCUCCUCUGUGGCGACUUAUGACGACAUGUUUGUCGUGUUAUUUAUCAAUACGAUGCAGCAGCUGGAGCUGAUGCUCCCGCUGGAAACCAACAUACGCGAGGCAUACGGAGCUGGUCAAGACCAAGAGCAGAAUUUUAUUCAGAAUUUAGCCAUGUUUCUCUGCACUUUUCUCAAAGACCAUGCUGAGCUGAUAGAAAAGAAGCAACUGAACGACACACUAUUAAAGGCAUUACACUAUCUCGUUCUUAUCUCGGAGGUUGAGGAAGUUGAGAUAUUUAAGAUUUGUUUGGAGUAUUGGAAUGGAUUGGCCGCUGACCUGUACAAAGAAAACCCCUUUAUGACUACAUCGCCACUUUUCGUGACUAAAAUAAACGUCGGCACUCGUAGAGUGUUCUACUGCCCAGUUUUGACAAAAGUGCGUUAUAUUAUGAUUAGCAGAAUGGCGAAACCCGAGGAGGUGCUCGUUGUAGAAAAUGAGAACGGUGAAGUUGUCAGAGAAUUUAUGAAAGACACCGACUCUAUAAAUCUCUAUAAGAAUAUGCGAGAAACUCUCGUGUAUCUUACUCAUCUCGAUUACAUGGAUACUGAAAGAGUGAUGACCGAGAAAUUACAAAACCAAGUCAACGGUACGGAAUGGUCUUGGAAAAAUCUCAACACGUUAUGCUGGGCGAUAGGCAGCAUUUCCGGCGCUAUGCACGAAGAGGAUGAAAAACGCUUCUUAGUAACGGUAAUUAAGGAUUUGCUUGGUCUGUGUGAACAGAAGAAGGGUAAAGACAACAAGGCUAUAAUCGCCAGCAAUAUCAUGUACGUUGUUGGUCAGUAUCCGCGAUUUCUCCGAGCCCAUUGGAAAUUUCUAAAGACUGUUGUAAAUAAACUGUUUGAGUUUAUGCAUGAAACGCAUGACGGAGUGCAAGAUAUGGCCUGCGACACUUUUAUCAAAAUAGCAUUGAAGUGCAGACGACAUUUUGUCACCGUACAAGUGGGAGAAGCCUUGCCAUUUAUUGAGGAAAUUCUUUCUACGAUUAGCACCAUUAUAUGCGAUCUCCAAACGCAACAGGUACAUACAUUUUACGAAGCGGUUGGCUACAUGAUAAGUGCACAAGCCGACACCUUGAUGCAGGAGCAGUUGAUUGAAAAGUAUAUGCUUCUUCCUAAUCAAGUUUGGGAUGAUAUUAUAAGUCAAGCAUCUAAAAACGUGGAUGUCUUAAAGGACCAAGAAGCAGUAAAACAACUCGCCAGCAUCUUGAAAACAAACGUUAGAGCUUGUAAAGCUCUUGGACACCCGUACGUGAUACAGUUAGGGAAAAUAUACUUAGAUAUGUUGAAUGUUUAUAAGGUUAUGAGUGAGAAUAUAAGUGCUGCGAUAUCUGUAAAUGGCGAAAUAGUGAUGAAGCAGCCUUUAAUAAAGAGUAUGAGAGUAGUGAAAAAGGAAACGUUGAAAUUAAUAUCCGAUUGGGUGAAUAGGACGAGUGAUCAUCAAAUGGUACUGGAAAACUUUAUACCACCAUUGCUGGACGCCGUCUUAUUAGAUUAUCAAAAGACAAAUGUCCAUUGUGCUAGGGAGCCAGAAGUGCUUAGUGCUAUGGCCACUAUAGUGAACAAACUAGAAGCCCAUAUCACUAGCGAGGUGCCGAAAAUAUUCGAUGCAGUAUUUGAAUGUACUUUGGAAAUGAUCAAUAAGGACUUUGAAGAAUUCCCUGAACACAGAACGAAUUUCUUCCUUCUCCUGCAGGCGGUGAACAUUCAUUGUUUCCCGGCAUUCCUGUCAAUACCACCAGCACAAUUUAAAUUGGUCCUUGACUCGAUCAUUUGGGCCUUUAAACACACAAUGAGGAAUGUGGCGGAUACUGGACUACAGAUUCUCCACCAACUUUUACUGAACAUUGAACAACAUGAACAAGCGGGUCAAAGUUUUUAUCAGACCUACUUUACAGAUAUUCUACAACAUAUAUUCAGUGUUGUUACGGAUACAUCACACACGGCAGGCCUUACGAUGCACGCUACAAUUCUUGCUUAUAUGUUUACAUUGAUUGAACGUGGAAAAAUUCAGGUGCCGCUCGGUCCUGUACCUGAUAAUACUUUAUAUAUACAAGAAUUCGUUGCAAGAUUGCUUAGAGCAGCCUUUCCGCAUUUAACUGAUAAUCAGAUUAAAAUAACCGUGCAAGGUUUAUUCCAUCUUAAUCAAGAUAUCACCAUGUUCAAGGAACAUCUCAGAGAUUUCCUCGUGCAAAUUAGAGAAUAUACGGGCGAAGACGAUUCAGAGCUUUAUUUGGAGGAACGGGAAACGGCUCUACGGCUAGCACAAGAAGAGAAAAGAAGGCAGCAAAUGGCUGUACCGGGUAUUCUUAAUCCUCACGAAAUGCCAGAAGAGAUGCAGGACUGAAGUAUCAGUAGUCCUUGUUUAUCGUUUUCUGCACAUCCGAAUAAGAAACACCGUUUAAGGGAUUACUGUAUCCUUUGAGCUGUAAUUAUCCCUGCGACAUCACCGUCAUCACACCAUCAGAGAACGGAUAAAUAUUAAUUAUUUACUAAAACCGAAUCUGUGUAAAACUACACCCUUGUCAAGGAGGUAAGCCCGAAACGUGGUGACUGUUUGUCUGUUAUAGGAUUUUUAAAAAAUUCAAAUUUCUGUUAUGGAUAACGGGACAAUUGCCUGCUAGCGAUGCUAUUUCAUGUAACGCAAUAAAAAGAAUUACUUCUCAGAGAAAGUCGAUUGUCUAGAAGCGUAUGUAGGAUAAAACCUUACAGACUAUCAAUUCCCAUUACUCAGAAUUACAAAAAAACGAUGGAAAUGGCAAAAAUAAUGUUAUUAUUCUUCAGAAUUACUGUCGAGUAAUUUGAUACAUAUAUUUCUGUAUAAGAAAUUUUGAGACAAAAUACUACUAUAUUAAGUUUCGUCUUUGGCAUUUCUAUGCGAAUUAAGAAAACGAUGUAACCCACAGAAUUUUUUGUGCGCAUUCUUGGCCGUUUAAAUUUACAGUCGGAUCGGUACGAAUAUGUAUGUAUGUAUGUAAGCUUACUUGUGAUAGCUUAUACUAAUGUAUUGAUACAUGAAUUUGUUUUUAUAAUAUAAAUAAUACAAAGAAA
Dinoponera quadriceps is the source of this 4253-nucleotide messenger RNA. It is a transcript of the gene emb, whose product is annotated as exportin-1. Gene Ontology annotation, cellular component: nucleus; cytoplasm. Lineage: Eukaryota; Metazoa; Arthropoda; Insecta; Hymenoptera; Formicidae. Gene Ontology annotation, biological process: protein export from nucleus; ribosomal large subunit export from nucleus; ribosomal small subunit export from nucleus. Gene Ontology annotation, molecular function: small GTPase binding; nuclear export signal receptor activity. Bases 361 to 3549 code for a protein of 1062 amino acids. The transcript is spliced from 14 exons. The record is from RefSeq and is a predicted model, not a curated record.